Messenger RNA from Heterostelium album PN500, 1911 nucleotides. RefSeq lists its product as uncharacterized. The record is from RefSeq and is a predicted model, not a curated record. Bases 1 to 1911 code for a protein of 636 amino acids. NCBI's taxonomy places the organism in Eukaryota, Evosea, Eumycetozoa, Acytosteliales, Acytosteliaceae. The transcript has 2 exons. Gene Ontology annotation, molecular function: protein binding; zinc ion binding.
AUGGUACUUAAAUGUAUGGUACAUCAAGAUAAUGAUGUUGAUUCGAUAUGUCUAUCUUGUAGACUAUUGAUUUGUCAGCAUUGCAAAGCAGAUCACGAAGGUCAUGAGUUUGGUGAUGACCAAUCGUUGAAUGUGAAGAACAAUGCUAUUGUAGGUGAACGAUUGCAAUCUUUGUGGUCUAUGGUAAUCAAGACGAUCGGUCUAAUCAGUCAUCAUGAGAAUCAAGAGGAGACCAUUCACUUGUUCUUCGAGCAACUCUACAACUUCAUUAUGGUGGAGGAGCGUAAACUUAUUAAACCAGUCGAGAGAGAGCGUGAGAAGAAUCAAAAGAAACUGGAUAUCCUACUCAAGAACAUCGAUGGUUUACUCUCGAUUCUAAGUACCCGACCGAUCAUUGACAUUCAACAACCAACCUCUGAAUACGAAGAUGGUGAACCAAUAGAAUUCCAACCAGAUUACAAUCAAAAUAGUUAUCUUGAACAAUAUAAUGAUAAUAAUAAUAAUAAUCAGAACAAUACAUUAAAUAAUGAUAUAUAUAACAAUAGUAAUAAUAAUAAUAAUAAUAAUAACAAUUUCGAAGAAACAAGAGUGUUUAAUCAUACAUUGUCAGCAUUACCAUUCGAUCAACUAAAGGAAUUAGUUGCACAGUAUGAUUCAAUAGAGAAAUUCAUUGAUAAACAUACUAUUCAAUCGAAAGCAAUGAAAUCAUCUUCAUCUUCAAUCGAUUUCGGUUCAGCAUUCAAUAGUAGUAAUCAUUCAAAUUGUAAUGAUAAUAUUAGUAUAAUAGAUAAAGAUAAAGAUAGUAAUAAUAAUAAUAAUAGUGAUAAUGAUAAUGAUAGUCACAAAAGUUGUAUGGAUUCUUUAGUAUUGUCAUCGAAUAUAGAAGAAUUAUAUAAACAAAUAGUAAAGAUAGAGGACACUGAUAUGGAUACUAUAAAUUCAGAGUUGAAGAGUUACGAUGAUUUCGAGACUGGCGAUGUGUUGUGUGGCUUCGGUUUCGAUGCAGAGUUGUUGGAAAAGGUGAAGAACGACUUGAAACGAGUCUAUGAAAUCGACUUUUCAACGAUGGAACAACGUGACGGUGGAAAGCAACGACAAUGGGCAAGACCGAUGGCAAGGAGAAUGUUGGUGCGUGGUGGAAUGGGUGUGUCGGCAUGCUACGAUGGAGUGCGCUACAUUUACUUGACCGGUGGAUUCGAAGAUAGUAAAUGUUUGGAUAGAAUCGAUCGAUUCGAUACUACUUCCGGUCAGUUUGUGGCGAAUGUAGGUAAACUUACAGAACCACUCUAUAAUGCAUUCACUUUUUAUCACAAUGAAUUACUCUAUGUCGUUGGAGGUUGGAAGAAAGAACCACAUUGUACCAAUAACUGUACGCUGUCCAUAUACAAACUACAAGCUCCAAGUAAUGAUCAACAACCAAUACCUGUUUUAUCAUUCCAAGUAUCUGCUCAUCCAACUGUUAACAGUAACAAUAACAAUAGCAAUAGUAGAGGAAGUAAAAGAGAUAAUAGUAGAGGGAAGGAUAAUAAAAACAAUAAUAAUCAUACAGAAGAAGUUUAUUCAUCGCUGGUUUUGGAGAUGCCAUUGAAGUCAACAAGUGGUGUUGAGAAAUGUUGUUUCGAUCCAUUGUCAAAUCAUCUUUAUUAUAUGGGUGAGGAUGAAGUGUUCUUCCGUUUAUCGAUUAAUUCACAAUCGGUUGAAAUUCUACCACCUCUACCGAUCGAAUCAACAUCGAUCGGUGCUUCGCUCUUAUUCGGAAUCGACAACAUGUCCAACCGAUAUAUCUACUUGGUUGGUGGUGAACAACAAAAACUAUUCCACUUUGACCUAAAGACAUCGACCUGGUCACAACUACAACCACCACCCUAUCCAACUUCAUUCCAAUCUGCUAUUGGUCUACUCGAACAAUAA